Messenger RNA from Penaeus monodon (black tiger shrimp), 1024 nucleotides. RefSeq names its product inter-alpha-trypsin inhibitor heavy chain H3-like. The transcript is spliced from 7 exons. Bases 39 to 1013 code for a protein of 324 amino acids. The record is from RefSeq and is a predicted model, not a curated record. NCBI's taxonomy places the organism in Eukaryota, Metazoa, Arthropoda, Malacostraca, Decapoda, Penaeidae.
AAAACGACCACUUCGUCCAUAGUUUCUGCCCCGAGGAGAUGGUGAGGAUGCCUACCCACUCGGUGUUCGUCCUCGAUGUGUCGCUCUCGAUGAAGGGGCAGCAGUUCGAGCACAUGAAGGGGGCCGUCGACGCCAUGCUCGGGGAACUGCGCUCGGAGGACACGUUCGAGCUGCUGGUGUUCUCGGCGGACGUGAAGAGCCUGGGCCUGUUCAACGGCACUCGCUCGCACAAGAAGAAGGUCAAGAGGAUGAUGAAGAGGCUCGAACCGAUGGGCAACUCCUACCUGAACCCGGCGUACCACGAGGCGCUCCGGAAGGCCACUGCUUACGACAGGAAGAACGUGGCCAGGAAGGUGGUGAUGGUGAGCGAUGGCUGGGGCACCCUUGGCCAGACGGAUCCGGAGGUGAUUCGCGCCACGCUGCGAGCUGCCAAUACCUUCAACAUACCCAUCUUUGGAGUGGUUUUCGGGCCCGACGCUGAUCUGAGACUGAUCGAGCAGGUGAGCGCGGACAGCGGCGCGUGGGCCCUGAGAGUGUACCCGCCCGCCGGAGUGAAGGAACAGGUCCGCAGGUUCUUCCAGGAGAUCUCGUCGCCCCUGCUGGUGGACGUGGCCAUGGCCUACCCGCAGGAACAACUCUAUGAAGAGCUCUUGGUUCGGCGGGAGAAUUCGAACUACUUCUACUCAGGCAGCGAGAUGGUCACCGCCGGCGUCUUGACCCCGAACACCCCCGAUUUCCAUCCUGUAGUGACGGGUCGAGGUCGUUUCGGGCUGGUACGACUCGAGGUGACCCGAAUCGACUCCCGGUACCAAAAUAUCCCGAUGGGGGGCGUUGGUAUCGUCUCCAGAAUUUGGGCUUACCUUAAAGUGCAGGACCUGUUGGCGAAGAUGGCCGCUUCGGAGGACCCAUCGGUCAUUGUGAGACUGCACUAUACCUUGCAAGACUUGGCCACCAGGAAUCAUUUCGUGACUGAGUACACGCCACUGAUGGUGAUGCUUCCCAACCUCGGCUAGACAACCUGGUC